Molecule: messenger RNA, 348 nt
Organism: Colletotrichum paranaense
Lineage: Eukaryota; Fungi; Ascomycota; Sordariomycetes; Glomerellales; Glomerellaceae
Product: V-type ATPase
Exons: 6
Coding region: 1-348 (115 amino acids)
Biological process (GO): proton transmembrane transport
Cellular component (GO): vacuolar proton-transporting V-type ATPase complex
Molecular function (GO): proton-transporting ATPase activity, rotational mechanism
Source: RefSeq, a predicted model, not a curated record
AUGUCGGCUCAGAACUCAGCUGGUAUCCAGACCCUCCUGGACGCAGAGAGGGAAGCUUCCAAGAUUGUCCAAAAAGCCCGCGAGUUCCGUACGAAGCGGGUGAAGGAAGCCCGAGACGAGGCCAAGAAGGAAAUCGAGGCGUACCGCAACUCUAAGGAGGACGAGUUCAAGAAGUUCGAAUCUGAGCACUCCCAAGGAAAUAAAGCAGCCGAGGAUGAGGCGAACAAGGAGGCAGAAGGAAAGAUCAAGGAGAUCCAGGGGGCCGGAAAGAAGAGCCAGGACAAGGUCGUAGCUGAUCUCCUGAAGGCCGUGUUCGAGGUGAAGCCUGUCGCGCCGACUGCCGCAUGA